Molecule: messenger RNA, 4238 nt
Organism: Cotesia glomerata
Lineage: Eukaryota; Metazoa; Arthropoda; Insecta; Hymenoptera; Braconidae
Product: GATA-binding factor C-like
Exons: 8
Coding region: 901-2841 (646 amino acids)
Biological process (GO): positive regulation of transcription by RNA polymerase II; cell fate commitment; negative regulation of transcription by RNA polymerase II
Molecular function (GO): zinc ion binding; RNA polymerase II cis-regulatory region sequence-specific DNA binding; DNA-binding transcription factor activity, RNA polymerase II-specific
Source: RefSeq, a predicted model, not a curated record
GUAUUUUCAUGCGCUUUAGUUCCGCGCCGGGUGCCACGAUAGUUGCAUCGACGAGUCGCGCGCGUGCGUUUUUAUCUUACACCGCUAGGAAUCAACAGUACGAUAACAUUCAUCUCAUUAAUAUAAAUAAAUAAAUAUUUAAUUUGUGUAUUUUAAUCAAGCGAUUAAUUGUUUAAUUUAAUUUAAUAAUUGUAUAGAUAUAAAUAAAAAACUAAAUGAAUUUAGUUGAACGAGCUCCAGUGUGUCAGUGGAAUAUUGGAUUAUUAUUCGCAUUUUUAAUUGUAUAUUAUUAUUUUUAUUUUUAAUUAUUGAUCAGAAGAUGACAACAAAAUAUCUAUCCCGGGUAAUUUUAGUGCAUUGAGUCCGAGAACGGGAUUGACCCUGAACCACACUAGGAAAUAUUUUUACGAUAAAUAAACAGCCAUGUGCCGUGUUUGUGUACAGUGCAGUGUUUUGGUGAUAACUUAGUGUCGACAGAUUUUUAUUUUAUUGUCAUUGGAAUAGUAAUUGUAUGUAAUAUAUAAUAGAUAACUACAUUGAUUGUAAUUAUUCUCGAGGAAAUUUAUUUAUAUUAAAUUAACUGAUUUAUAAUGGUGAUUAGGAUUGUUAGUGAACAUCACUGAUCACUGGAUAGUCUUGAGAUAAGAUAGUCAUUGAGGUGUAAAAAUAAUUCACGAGUGUCAAAAUCUCCGGAAGCAACCCUCAACCUACAACAGUAAGGGAAAGCUAGCUCUGUUGAUUACCUGGUGUUUCACUUGCUUUUGCGUGUGAUACGCACACGCAGUAGCGUCCCCACCAGUCCUCAAUCCGGACAAAAAAGGAAAAGAAGAUUAUUUUUCUCUCAAACCGGACGGGGCGCUUCGAAGCGCACGAAGUAAAGCUACAAAAAUUCUGGACAUAAUGGACAUGAGCAGCGAUUCGACCCCGACAAGGUGGUACGAGCCGCCUAGGAGUUCCCUCGAGUCCGCGGGUCCUGGAGGCGCGGGUGUGCCUGGAGUCAACCCCGACUACAGAAGUUACUACCCUCAUCCAGCACCGACGCCUCACCACCCCUCAGCUACCGCCCACUACGCUCACAGUAGAAUGUCAGGAACCGGGGUGUCAGGAGCACCAGUGAGUCAGGUCUGCCGUCCACACUUCCACGGUGGACACCCCUGGCUGUUGAGCGCUGAAGCAAAACCCUGGUCAUUUCCAGCCACAACCGCGUCGACGGGUGGCGCUGUAGAAGACAAGCCUCAGAGUCCUCUGGGUUCCUCGUUACCUCCCACCUCUGUGAGCUUAUCGAGCCACGGGAUAAACGGAGGGCACAACGCCUUCUCAUUUCCCCCGACGCCCCCGAAAGACGCGACCCCAGACAGCAUAACCACCAGCACGAGUUCGACCACCAACACCACCAAUAACAAUUCGGGGAGCAACAACAACAGCAACAACCAGGGCUUGGGCGGCGGAAGCGAAUACCAGGUAGCGGUAGCACACGUAGCGGCAAUGGGAGCAAUGGGAGCCUUCAUUCACCACCAGGAUGUUCUGGGAGCGACAUCUGGGGGAUCAUGCGACGUAAAACCCUCGGUGAUGCUGGGUCAUCAUCAUGGCGCCCCCUCGCCUCCUCACCAGCACAAUUCUGGAAACAACAACGGAGCCGGCGGCCAGGUGAAGCAGCGGGAAGGUAAUAAUAGCCAAUCGACGAAUAACGGUACCGGAGCUGGAGGCUCCAGCAACUCUGGCGUAAAUGGCCAGCAACAGCAGCAGCAGUCGGGAAAUCAACAAGCGAAUGCCCAACAGCAGCAACAGCAGCAGGAUUACCAGAAUCCUGGGGGCGCAACUUCGCCAUCGUGCAGGGACUCCUAUCAUCCCGCCUCCCAUCACCAUCAUCAUCAUCACGCGACCUCCAGUUCCCAGUAUGAUCCCACGGCGAGCGCUUACAACAUGUAUUCGCACCUUCAGUAUCCUACCCAUCACGCCCACAAUCCUCACAACGGAUCCUCGUUGUUUUCUGGGUCCCAUCACGCAACCGGCGGUGUACCCGGCGUUGUCAGUCCUGACGCAAAACUUCUUGGCUCCUCGCACGGAAACACCCCUAAUUCACCCGGUUCCCAACAACAGCAGCAGCAAAAGCCGAGGAACAAGUCCAGAACGUCCGCCGAGGGUCGCGAGUGUGUCAACUGCGGAGCAACUUCGACGCCACUAUGGAGAAGAGACGGCACUGGACAUUAUCUCUGCAAUGCCUGUGGGCUCUAUUACAAAAUGAAUGGACAAAAUCGACCGUUAAUCAAACCCAAGAGACGUCUGUCACUGCAAAGCGCCGCGAGGAGAGCAGGCACGAGUUGUGCAAACUGUAAAACCGCAACAACGACCCUUUGGCGAAGAAAUCAAGCCGGCGAGCCGGUGUGCAACGCGUGCGGCCUGUACUAUAAACUCCACAAUGUUAACCGACCGUUGACGAUGAAAAAGGAGGGUAUACAAACGAGGAAUAGAAAAUUAUCUUCGAAAAGCAAAAAGAAGAAACAAGGCAGCUGUCUUGGUUUAAGCGGUGUCAUGGGUGACAUGAUCAAGGCCAGCGGACACUUGGAUCUUGACAAUAAGCCAUUCCACUCUGGAUUUGGUUCACCCAUGGCGACGUCGCAACAUCAUCACACGAUGCAUCCAGCAGUGCAACAUUACAUGUAUCACUCGGGAGUCGGUAUGGCCGGAGGUCUCCAUCAGGGAUUCGCGCCACCCGCACCACCGCCAAUUCAUCCGCAUUCGCACCCACACUCCCAUUCUCAUCACAUGACCAGCUUACAGGGUCUCCAACUUGCAGCUACGACGAAUGCUAUGACCGGUUGGAGGUCCGAGUACACAUGAAUGAGUACUUAUGACCAGUAAACAGCAUCAGCAGCUUAAGCAGCAGAACCAACACCAGCAGCUCAGGACGCAGCCCACCAUUCUGUCAUAAGCUUCUUUUAAAAUUAAAAACUCCCGAUUGGAAUCCGUGUGCACUAACACGCCAGAUAACUCAUACACACACUCUUGGUCUUAAGUUUAAAGACACGGUACAAUAUAAGUAAAGUCACCAAUAUGGAAAAACCUCAUCCGCGUUUGCAAGCAUCUUUCAGUUGAGACGAUUCCCGUCGUCCUGAUAUCAUUUAUUUUUUUUUUUUUUUUUUUUUUUUUUACUUUUAUUAUUUUUAGCCCGAGGGUCACGCACCUUUCAUUGUUAUUAUUAUUAUUAUUUUUAAUAUUAUGUAUUUAGCUCUUUCAUAAAUUUAUCAGCAAACAUCAUUUAUCUUUUAACUGCAAAUAAUUAUAUUAAAAAAUAAUUAUAUGGUAACAAUGCUUUACGCAUUUGAGUUAGAUUUUUUUGUAAAUAUGUAAAGUAUACCGUAGGGUUCAUCAACCCCCCGGUCCCAAGUACAAAGUCAGCUGUCGUUUAAUCGAGUCGUUAUAUAAUAUGUUUAACUGUAAAUAUUAAACAUUUUAAAUUAUAAUUAUAAUCAACAUAAUAAUUGAUUAUUAAUAACUAUCGUACUAUUAAAAUACUUCUAUUAAUAAAUUGAAUAAUUAAUAAAUAAUAAUAAUGGUGUACAAUUUAUUUAAUAACGCGUUCGUAUUUGUCUGAAGCAAUUACGGUAUGAAGCCAUGGACGCAAUUAUAGUUUUAAUUAUUAAAUAAUUCGGUUUUGUUUUUUACCUCAGUCACACCCUAGAAUGUAUAAAAAAAUUAAUAUAAUUAUAAAUAUUAAAAAUAUAAUUCUAUAUAUAAAUAAAUAUUGAAGAUUAUUUAAAUAAUUGUGAAUGUAAAUUUUAUAUACACAGAUGAUUAAUAAGUGCACCUCGUGUUGUGAGUUUGCUCAAUUUACGUGAAUUGGCGAACGUGAUGCGAGUAGAAGCACAGAAUACACACGUAGGGAUGGUAUAUAAAUAAAAAUAAUCUUUGUCGGUCAUUAUCGUGCAAUUUAAGGUAACAAGUUAAGAUUUUUAUCGAAACACGACGACUGCUUCCCUCAGCUGACCUUUUUCUCCUCAAGUAAUCAUAUAUUUGUCAUCAUUAAUACUUGGCUGACAGUUAAUGUUAAAUUACUUAUCACAGUAUGUAAAUCUUAUUAUAAUUAAUGUUAUUAUCAUUAUUAAUAUUGUUAUUAAUUUUAACUAUGCUAAUAAACUUUCAAUUUCAAUUCUAUUCAAUUUGUGUGAUUAUAUUUAUUCUUUUCAGAUUAUUUUUGUGAUAACGAAAUUAUUAACGGGAACAGUCGUAGGUGUUUA